Messenger RNA from Sinocyclocheilus rhinocerous, 2329 nucleotides. RefSeq names its product nuclear receptor subfamily 5 group A member 2-like. Lineage: Eukaryota; Metazoa; Chordata; Actinopteri; Cypriniformes; Cyprinidae. The record is from RefSeq and is a predicted model, not a curated record. The coding region runs from base 207 to 1586 and encodes 459 amino acids. Gene Ontology annotation, biological process: tissue development; regulation of transcription by RNA polymerase II; hormone-mediated signaling pathway. Gene Ontology annotation, cellular component: RNA polymerase II transcription regulator complex. The transcript is spliced from 7 exons. Gene Ontology annotation, molecular function: RNA polymerase II cis-regulatory region sequence-specific DNA binding; nuclear receptor activity; zinc ion binding.
UGCAGGUCAUGGUGAGGGGGGGGGGUGCUGAGGGGUGAGUGGUGUCUGUGAAAGUAAAGGGAGAGAUGCUAGGCGGCUGCUUUGCUCAAAAACACCUCACUUUUCUUCACAGAUGCUUAUUGAUGAAGCUUCAAAAGUUUGAAAGAAUGGAAAUAUUGUAUGGUAUAUAGUUGCUCAGGUGGGUCACCUGGUAUUUUGGUCCUACAAUGUCCACUAGUUUUGAGAGUGAAUUGGGACAAAGUGACUCCAGUAAAGACUUGGCCCCCCAGUUUAAAAUGAUGGACUACUCCUACAACGAAGACUUCGAGGAAAUGUGUCCAGUGUGCGGAGACAAGGUGUCCGGAUAUCACUACGGGUUACUGACCUGUGAGAGCUCUGUGAGGGCUGAUCGAAUGAGAGGAGGUCGCAACAAGUUUGGCCCCAUGUACAAAAGAGACCGGGCGCUCAAGCAACAGAAAAAAGCCUUGAUCAGGGCCAACGGACUCAAGCUGGAGGCCAUGACGCAAGCCAUGCAAACCAUCCCAGCAGACCUCACCAUUACCUCUGCCAUUCAGAACAUCCAUUCGGCCUCCAAGGGGCUUCCACUGAGCCACCACCAUCAUCACCACCACCAUCACCAUCACCACAGCUCCUCCAGCGCAGGCCUGCCACCUGUAGACUUUGACCGCAGUCCCUUCGUCACCUCGCCGGUCAGCAUGGCCAUGCCGCCGCACGCCGGAGGACUCCAGGGUUACCAGGCAUACGGCCACUUUCAGAGCCGCACCAUCAAGUCAGAGUAUCCCGACCCCUACACAAGCUCGCCGGAGUCCCUCAUGGGCUACCCGUACGUAGAAACCUACGCGGGUGGAUCGCCGCCCACCUUCCCUCACUUGGUGGUGGAGCUGCUCAAGUGCGAGCCGGACGAGCCCCAGGUGCAAGCGAAGAUCCUAGCUUACCUCCAGCAGGAGCAGGCCAGCCGAGGCAAGCACGAGAAGCUCAACACUUUUGGCCUCAUGUGCAAGAUGGCCGACCAGACACUGUUCUCCAUUGUGGAAUGGGCCAGGAGCAGCAUCUUCUUCAGGGAACUGAAGGUUGACGACCAAAUGAAGCUUCUCCAGAACUGUUGGAGUGAACUCCUCAUCCUGGACCACGUUUUCCGGCAGGUGAUGCACGCCAAAGAGGGCUCCAUCCUCCUGGUCACGGGGCAACAGGUGGAUUACGCCCUAAUUGCCUCCCAAGCCGGUGCCACACUCAACAACCUCCUGAGUCACGCGCAAGAGCUGGUGAGCAAACUACGAUCCCUCCAGCUGGACCAGAGGGAGUUUGUCUGCCUCAAGUUCCUGGUGCUGUUCAGCUUGGACGUCAAGAACCUGGAGAACUUCCACCUGGUGGAGAGCGUCCAGGAACAGGUCAACGCAGCGCUGCUGGACUACGUCAUGUGCAACUAUCCUCAGCAGACAGACAAGUUCGGCCAGCUGCUGCUGCGGCUGCCGGAGAUCCGGGCCAUCAGCCUGCAGGCCGAGGAGUAUCUGUACUACAAACACCUGAACGGUGACGUGCCCUGUAACAAUCUACUUAUAGAGAUGCUGCACGCCAAACGUGCCUGAGGACCGGCGGCGAGCCUUUCGUCUCGACACAUCGCACACACUGCUCCCAGAACCACCUCAGUCCAGCAUCAUCCCCAGACGAUGAAAUGUGCACGACAUGCGCACUGACUGCAUGGGUUUGCGGUGAGCCGGACACUUUGGACCUGAAAACCUGAACGCGAGGGUUUGGCUCGAAGGGUAGAUGCAUUUCUGGUAAAGAAAUGAAAUGAACGAAUCAAGAGUUAUAAUGACCUCCAGGCUGUGGAUUUGUCAUAGUAUUGUCGAACCACGACUGUCAGUCGUUAUUUGUUCUGUGUGCAGCUGAUCGAAACGUCCACCUUACACUCAGACUUGAGGUGGCGGGUUUAAGAUUACCGGGAAAGGACUGGGCGCUCUUUCAAGACUGGAAUUGCCAGCAUUGACCCAAAGUUUCCAUUAGGGCCUGGCCAUGUGGCCUUCCUCUGUCUGUUUUAAGGCACACAAGCUGGGCCGGAGCCAGUAGGCAGAGACCGACAAUCUUCAGAAAUCCAGUGCCCCUCGUUCCUAUUUUGUUCCCCACAACCAGAAGUCCUGCAGCUGCGUUGGAUGUGUGCUUACCUGCCUGAAUGUUUGGUUUGGGAUUCUCGUUUGUGCGCUGGAAGCCGCAGUCAGACCCGCAUCUCUGAUGUAACCUCUUGCCAUAAAGAGUUUCCAUACAAGCUCUUGGAAUCUUUCCAUCAUAUUUUAAUAAAUGACUAUUAUGCCAAAAGUCGUUGUUUUAUUUC